Messenger RNA from Perkinsus marinus ATCC 50983, 856 nucleotides. RefSeq names its product phosphoenolpyruvate carboxykinase, putative. Lineage: Eukaryota; Perkinsozoa; Perkinsida; Perkinsidae. Gene Ontology annotation, molecular function: ATP binding; phosphoenolpyruvate carboxykinase (ATP) activity. Gene Ontology annotation, cellular component: cytosol. The record is from RefSeq and is a predicted model, not a curated record. Gene Ontology annotation, biological process: gluconeogenesis. The annotation marks the transcript as partial. The transcript has 8 exons.
AUGCUCGUGAUGCCGACACCUGAGCAGUUGAAGGACUUUGGGAAUCCCGAUUUCAUCAUAUACAACGCCGGCUGCUUCCCGGCGAAUCGCUUUACCUCUGGAAUGACCAGCAGUACUUCCGUGUGUGUACAUUUCCAACGUAGAGAGAUGGUCAUCUUGGGCACGGAGUAUGCUGGGGAGAUGAAGAAAGGCAUUCUCACUUUAAUGAUGUAUGCGAUGCCGAUGAAGAUGCAAUUGCCACUACACUCCUCUUGCAACGUGGGGCGCGAGAACAAGGACGUGACGCUAUUUUUCGGCCUGUCUGGUACUGGUAAGACUACGCUGUCGGCCGAUGUGAAGCGCGAUCUACUGGGUGAUGAUGAACAUGUAUGGAGUGACACUGGCGUCUUCAAUGUCGAGGGAGGUUGUUAUGCGAAGGCUAUCGAUCUCACUCACGAGAAUGAACCGGAGAUCUUCGAUGCGAUUCGUUUUGGCGCGGUCCUUGAGAAUGUGGUUUUUGAUGCUAGUACUAGAGUCGUGGAUUACCAUGAUACCAGUGUGACGGAGAAUACUCGAUGUGCCUACCCCCUCAGCCACAUACCUAACUCUAUUAUCCCCGCAGUGGUUGAUAAUCAUCCAUCCAACGUGGUCCUGCUCUGUUGUGAUGCAUUCGGUGUUCUACCCCCUGUCUCGGUCCUCGAUCCCGACCAAGUCCAGUAUUACUUCAUAUCGGGCUACACGGCUAAAGUGGCGGGUACGGAACAGGGCAUCACUGAACCUACAGCGACGUUCUCCGCUUGUUUCGGAGCGCCCUUCUUGGUCUGGCAUCCGGUUGUUUAUGCGGAAAUGCUCUCGCAUAAGAUCCAAAAGCACAAGU